CUUUUGUUCACCCUUUAGAGCAUCGCGCAACUUUGAAUCAUGAUUAAUUGCUCCUUAUUUUUCGUUGGUUGCUUUUAAGCCUUCACUCAAUGCCUGAAAACGAAACUUUAAAUGAAACCGUGACAGAGACAGAAUUAAAAUAUCGUUUUGCAUAUACUCCGAGGCCAGAUAACCCAGAUGAUAUCGAAUCGGCUAUUCCACUCGCUGAGAACAGUUUAAAUCCGAUAAACACAGCAGGUAAUGACUGGCGAACACAUCCGAUUGAAGUUUUCCAGCAACGGCUGAGUUCACAUAUUGGUGAAGCCAAAAAAAUUCCGAAGUCAGUGGCUGAAUUUUAUCGAAAACAGGAUGAACAUAUUCAUGAGUUGGAAAAGAUUGCUGCCGCCAAUGAUACAGAAACUUCAGAUAUUAUUGAUGUAUAUACCAAUCAUCAGUCCGUGCGCCAACAAACACGUAAUAAUGCAAUCAUUUUACGCCUCGUGUUCUUUGCCAAUGUAUUGCUGUUGUUGGGUAAAGCAGUAGCAUCUGCAUUAUCAGGAUCACUGGCGAUCAUAUCUUCUUUACUAGACAGUUGUGUUGAUUUGGCUUCUGGUGGAAUAAUGUGGUACGCUUCUCGUCAGAUGCGCAAAAGGAAACCAUACACAUAUCCACAAGGUCGUACCAGGCUUGAACCGAUUGCAGUGAUCGUACUUGCUGUAUUUAUGGCUAGUUUAUCCAUACAACUUUUAGCUGAGUCUAUACAAGCAAUAGUUCGUAUGACACAAAAUAAACAAGAAGCUCCAGAUGUCACUGAUUUGGCAUUAGGAAUAAUGGCAACUGUGAUAGUGGUGAAAUUUUGUCUUUGGAUUAUCUGUAUGAAAUUUGGCAGUGGAAUGGGAGUAGAUGCUUUAAAGGCUGAUCAGCGUAAUGAUAUACUCAGUAAUUCUGCAUCUCUACUGUUUGGUGGUCUGGCUGGACGUUUGCAACAAUAUCAAAAUAUUAAAUAUUUGGAUCCAAUCGGUGCUAUACUCAUCAGUACUUACAUUCUAUAUUCAUGGUAUCAUCUUGGUGCUGAACAAAUACGUAAUUUAGCUGGUCAUACAGCCGAGCCACGUUUUAUUCAAAAGAUUGCAUUCAUAUGUCUUAAUUAUCAUCCUUUAAUUGAACGAUUGGAUACAAUUAGAGCAUUUCAUUUCGGAGCUCAUUUCUUGGUGGAAGUCGAUAUUGUACUACCCAAAGAUAUGUGUCUAAAAGACGCUCAUGAUAUUGGCGAAGGAUUACAAAAGAAACUGGAAAGACUUCAAUCUGUUGAGCGUGCUUUUGUACACCUAGAUUACGAGUAUACACAUCAUCCAGAAAGUGAACAUAAAAUAGCAUUAAAUAAUGACUAGUCGUAUUAUUUUUUUUGUCAUCUUUUAUUCACAGUCAAUGGAUAUUUCCCCUUAUUUUUUAUUUCAUGUUAACAAUGUGAACCAGCAACACAGAUCUACAGAUUUCAUCUUAUCAUCAUAAAAUGCAUCGAAUAAAGUAGGAAGAUAAAUCUAUGGCACUGUCAAGCAUUAGUAGCCCUUGACCCCAUCUAUCUAUCUAUCUUUCUUUCUUUAUUCUCUCUCAUUUAUAGAAUUCAACGUUUAAUUUUCGUAUUCUUGCAUAGCCUUACAUCACUUUAAAAGUCAAUUUUUUAAUGGAUUUUCGUUUAUAAUAAAAUACUUACAGAUCACUGUUAAAUAGUCAAAUACUUGUAGGCUAUUACUGAUAUUAUACAUCUUAACGAAAAUAAAAGUAAAUUGUACGCCAUACACCUUCAGCACUUUAACACAAUAUGGUUUCUCCCCUUGUUUCCACCAGACAGGGUAGAAAAGAGAGACAAAGAGACAGAAACUACAAUCUCUAUGAUGCAUUUUCAUCUCUAGUCAUGUUUAAUACUAUUGAUAAUACUUUUUUGUUAUGAUUUACUGUUAAUCACAAAUGUCUAGAAAUGGUAUACUUUCAUGCCUGUUUUAUGCCAUCUUCUUAAAUAUAGAAGCAGAUAAAUUUUCACCCACAUAUUGUUGCUUAUUUGCUUUGUUGAUUUGUUUUUUUUUAAUGUUUUCGAUCAGAACUUUUGUUGUUUUUUCGUGAUAAUUGGGAAAUAAACUAAGUUUCUUAUAGCCUCUGUACCCAUUAUUUUGUGAUUUAUCUUUUAUUCAAUUAUCUAGUGGUGUUUUUUUCCUACAGCUUAUUUAAUCUUGAUGUCCAUUUCACUCUUGUAAUUCAUGUCACAUGUGAUUCUCGUCCCCUUUUUUGUUUUGUUUUUUACCCUUCUGCUAGCCAUUCAACUUGUUUUUUUUAUAGUGAUGUAUUUCUGAAUUUUUAAGUUUAUUUUCUAUAAAAAAAAAGAUUUAGU
Messenger RNA from Trichobilharzia regenti, 2365 nucleotides. The record is from the annotation of a GenBank genome assembly. NCBI's taxonomy places the organism in Eukaryota, Metazoa, Platyhelminthes, Trematoda, Strigeidida, Schistosomatidae.